This is a messenger RNA of Ectocarpus sp. CCAP 1310/34, 390 nucleotides long. The record is from the annotation of a GenBank genome assembly. NCBI's taxonomy places the organism in Eukaryota, Phaeophyceae, Ectocarpales, Ectocarpaceae.
AUGGUACUCGACCUAGAGGUAACCAACAGAGCGUCGGCACUGCCAGUAGAACUCACGAAUGACCUCAUGGAUUCCUUUGGGAUCUUCUGCGCUACGUAUGGAGGUACACCUCUCGGCCAGCAGUCCCAGAAAGCCCUGCAGUGCUUCCCUAUAGCAUGGGCUUGUCUCGCCGUCAAGGAGGCGGAGAAGAAAAGCAAAGAAGUUCGUGACAGAGACGUGUCGAGGUGCUACCAGGAAAUCGCGCUUCCUGGCAGGAUAACGUUGUGCCACCGAGCUAUCGCGAGUCCGCAGAGUCCGACAACCCGCUGCGCUUCCCGGCCGGGUGGGAGACUACGCUCUAGACUACUUCACCACGCUCGGAGGUGCGUGACGCGUGUAAAGUCGGGGUAG